ACGUCACCUCCCUAAUGUAAUCACUUUUCUUCUGCUCCUUCUUCCUCUUCUCCGUCUUCUUCUUCUUCCCUCGAGAGGCGAAAACUGAAAGAGCUAAUCAAUUAACGUGAAUCGAUACUCCAAAGUUAUUGAAUGUUGGCUUCCUCGGCUGUGUUUAGAAGACAACAGUUCUUGAUAAGGUCUCUUGGAGGUUUUGGUGAUUGUACUCAUCAGAAUAGGCGGCAACAAAUCAAAGCCAUGAGUGGGACUUCUAUGGAGGCUGAUGCUGAGAACAUUCUAAGAGCUAUUACACCUAGCCUUGAUCCCAAAAGAUAUAAAGGCCAGGCGGGGAAGAUAGCUGUUAUUGGUGGAUGUCGUGAGUACACAGGUGCUCCCUAUUUCGCUGCUAUAUCAGCAUUGAAAAUUGGUGCAGAUUUAUCUCAUGUUUUCUGCACUAAAGAUGCUGCUCCUGUCAUAAAGAGCUAUAGUCCAGAGUUAAUUGUGCAUCCUGUUCUGGAAGAAUCAUACAGUGUCAGAGAUGAGGAAAAGAAGUUCACUGCAGAAAGGGUUCUUGCUGAGGUUGACAAGUGGCUUGAAAGAUUCGAUUGUCUUGUCAUUGGUCCUGGCCUUGGAAGAGACCCGUUUCUUCUGGAAUGUGUCAGUGAAAUCAUAAAGCAUGCAAGGCAGACCAAUAUACCAAUGAUCAUAGACGGGGAUGGUCUCUUUCUUAUCACGGACAAUCUUCACCUUGUAAGCAAUUACCCCUUGGCAGUCCUGACACCAAAUGUAAAUGAAUAUAAGCGUCUCGUGAAAAAUGUACUGCUUGCUGAAGUCGAUGAACAAGAUGCUCCUAACCAAUUGCUGUCUCUUACCAAAAGGAUUGGUGGCCUAACUAUUCUCAGGAAAGGGAGAGCUGACCUCAUCUGUGACGGUGAGACAGUCAAAUCAGUGAGCAUUUAUGGUUCUCCUCGCCGUUGUGGUGGCCAAGGUGAUAUACUUUCAGGAAGUGUUGCAGUUUUUGUAUCUUGGGCUCGGCAACAAGGUUUAGUCACUGAUGGGAAUUUGGCUACCAGUCCAAAGAAUCCAACAGUAUUAGGUUGCAUUGCUGGAUCUGCUUUACUUAGAAAGGCUGCAUCACUUGCAUUUGAGAACAAGAAAAGAUCAACCCUUACUACUGAUAUCAUCGAGUUCUUGUGGAGAAGUCUGGAAGACAUUUCUCCAGCUCACUAGUCGAAUAUGCUGAUCUUGCAACUAUGCUGAAGAUACUCAUGGCAUGACACCUACAAUGUUUGGCUAUACCAUAAAUUUGACCAUCAUUUUCUCUAUUGUCUAGUAGGAUUCGAACUUGGAACUAAUCAUACGGCGAGUGUCGUAUCCAAUAGUGUCUCUAUGGUUUUGUCUUUAGGCUGUUGACAUAGACAAAAUUUGCAGUAAUUUUGAUGUUCGUGUUCAUACGAGUCAACAUCA
Cucurbita pepo subsp. pepo (vegetable marrow) is the source of this 1446-nucleotide messenger RNA. RefSeq names its product pfkB-like carbohydrate kinase family protein. Gene Ontology annotation, molecular function: ATP-dependent NAD(P)H-hydrate dehydratase activity. The record is from RefSeq and is a predicted model, not a curated record. NCBI's taxonomy places the organism in Eukaryota, Viridiplantae, Streptophyta, Magnoliopsida, Cucurbitales, Cucurbitaceae. Gene Ontology annotation, biological process: metabolite repair.